GCGUUUCUGUUCAAAAGAAGCCCUGAAUGGGUUUAUAUGCAGCUAAAGCUGCAGUUAGGGGGAAAUAUCCGCGAGAAUUGCAAUGUUGGAUCUGGGAAGUCUCGAAAAAUUACGCCCAUGCGGCAGACUGGAAACAUUUAGUACAGCACGACACCACCUGGGCUUUUACAAAAAUGUAGGCUUCACUGCAGAAUACAAAACCCAAAGCAUUUCGGAAACUCCACUCGAAAACCAGGUCUACAUUGCGCUGCACCAUGUCAUUGCUCAGCACCCGGCUUUAAGCGCCAUUGCUCUCAACGAAGACCAAUCCUAUCCCGAUGUAUACUUCGCACGGUUACCCGAAAUCGACCUACGCAAUUGUAUAGAAUUUUACGAUCGCAAGAGCCCAUUCCCUGGAGAUGGAGAGGCCGACAGCGAGCUUGACGAACUGCUGACACAACAGCACAGCCGCGACUUCAAGGAAAACCUGGGAAGCAGACCUUUUUGGCGUUUGCUCGUGACAACAUUGUCAUCCAAUACAUCUAGAUUUACUGCGACAUGGAUAUGGCAUCACGCAUUAGCAGACGGCACAUCAGCACUUCUAUUCCAUGAGACUUUUCUUGCAGGUAUGAACGCUGUUCAAACGGCAGACAACGUUGAUCCGGUUGUCAAAGCGCCUCAUCAAGCACUACUACCGCCAUUUGAGGAACUACAUCCCAUGCCGAUAUCGUGGUAUUUCUUCAUCAAGACCAUCCUGAACACUCUACUGGCCCCAGUUUACGCCAUCACCUCUGAAAAAUUGUGGACCGGCAGCCCGGUCCCAGAAGAUAUCGCAGUACUUCCGAAGCCACGAUUUCUCACGGUGGUACUAUCUAACGAAAUAACAACUAAGCUGGUUCAAGUGUGCCGGGAAGAGAAAACUAGUGUAACGGCGACGUUGCAAUGUCUCUUAGCUGCCUCACUCUUCGCUAGCCUCCCAGCUGAAGAAUGCAAGAGAUUAAGAGUUGAUGGCCCGAUAUCAGCGAGAAGGUUUCUUAACAUCGAAAAGGAACAAAUGACAUCUGCAAUCACACAAUACGAAUUCUUCCACGAUCGACCCACUUCGACCGACAAUUCCGCAACUGAUAUCCUGCAAAACUUCUCCUGGGAAACAUCUAGAGCGGUGAAAUCCACCAUUGCUGCUGAAUUAGCAAAAUCUGGAACUGAUAACCCGGUUGCGCUUCUCAAAUACGUUUCUUCUAUGCCGCAGUUUCUCCUUGGCAUGCUGGGCAAGCCGCGCAAACCUACUGCGGAGUUGUCCAAUGUGGGGGUUUGGCCAAACGGAAAGGAUGAGGAAAAUGUGUGGAGAGUUGGUAGGAUGGUUUUCAGUCAGUCUCCGAAUGUGGUGGCGAGCGCGUUUGCACUUAGUGUUGUGACUGGUGCCGACGGGAAUGCAACGCUAAACUUAUCUUGGCCAGAGGGUGCUGUAGAAGAUGAGCUUAUGCGGGAAGUUGCUCAUUGUGUGAGGGAUGGUAUUGGGAGGUUGGUCAAGAGGGAUGGUUGAGUCUGAUUGUGAUGGCUUGCGUUAUUUGCUCUUGGUUGAUAUUCACGGUCCGAUCCAAGUGGAAGUUGCGGUGAGACAAUGUACCAUGUGCGGACUGGAUAGGUGAUCUGAUUUUGCGAGCCUGUCCAGUUUUAACUGUUGAGAAAAUUUUCAGAUUGCUCACUUUGAUAGGUAUAGGAUACAGAAAUAUUCCAAGUAGUUAUUGUCUUCGAAACCGUCAUGUAGAUAGUAUUUUCGCAACGAUCAUCAACGCUGCCACCUUCGCCUGAAAUUCUUGAGCCUAAUCGCAAGUUGUCUACGCACAAAAACAGGUAUAGAUACAUUCGGUCUUCGCAACCUUUUGGAUUUGAUCCGUCC
Molecule: messenger RNA, 1879 nt
Organism: Bipolaris maydis ATCC 48331
Lineage: Eukaryota; Fungi; Ascomycota; Dothideomycetes; Pleosporales; Pleosporaceae
Product: alcohol acetyltransferase
Molecular function (GO): N-acetyltransferase activity
Source: RefSeq, a predicted model, not a curated record